AUGUCAAUAGAAGAAAUCGUUUAUUUAGACGAGUAUUUAUGCCCAAUUACUCAUGAGCUUAUGACAAACCCAGUUGUAGCUGCUGAUGGAAUUACUUAUGAAAAAUCAGCAAUAACUUUAUGACUUAAAAAAGGACAUCAUAGAAGUCCAGUCACAAAUGAAAGGCUUCUUCACAACUCAUUAACCUCAACUAAUAAAAGUUUUGGCACAGAAUUGGAAGCUCAUCCGAGCAAGAGCUGCCUUUUAUUAAGUUAAUUUAUUCCAGGGAAGAUUAUACCAAGCCGACGCAAAGUUUUUCAUCAAAUCAAGCUCUGCCAUCAAGUCAGCAGACCUUUUCCUGGGCUAGGAUGGCUGAAGAUGGACCAGCAUCAAGGUGCGGUACGAAAACUUGACAGUGCAGGCUUCCCGAGUCUCUGCAUCAUUCAAAGUUGGCAGAGAGGCAUCGUUUGAGUCAGAUAGAAACAAGUCUGCAGCUCAUCAGACUCCAAGGGAGGAGAUGCAAGCUAAUUGGGCGUAAUCGCAUUAAAGACUGAUAUUCUUACGAAGACGAAAGGUGAGAAAUGUGAAGAUAAGCCAUCUUGCCAUCGCUAGUGGUGGAUCAUAACGGUAUUAAGGCCUAGUGCAUUUAGCUUUGCCUCUGCAAUAAAAUAUCUAAAUAUAAAUAAAUUAAUUCAUUCAUUAAUCCCCAACUUAGCCCUCAAAAAGUUGAUAGACAAAUUCCGAAGCGAAUUGCCGCUCAUCCAAAGAGAAAAUCAAGUAAAAGUCAAUAUCGAAGAAGCAGUCAAAUUCAAAGAAGAAGUUUUAAAACAAGCUAUUGGAAUGAAUAAUCAACAAAUUCGUCGCAUUGAAGACGAAUUAAAUGAAGAAAAAGCCAAAGUGGAAAGACUAACUAAUGAAAUCGAAGAGCUUAAACAAACAAUUUCAGAAAAUCCAAAUAGAAGCAAAAAAUCACAAAAUCAGAAAACAAUAGAAUCAUCUAAAAAAGAUCAAUAUCCAAACAAACGAUCAAAAAAAAGCGAACAAAACCAUUAGAAAAAUCACCAUUUUUUGACCAAAAACCCACACCUCCGUGAGCGAACAAAGAUUUUUUUUAAUAGAAAAAAAUUUAAUGGAAAAAAAUUUGAUAUAUAAGUGAUAAUUAGUAUAAUGAAAUCUAGAGCUAAUUCUGUUUAAUUUUAAACAAAUUGCGUUUUAAAACAUAAAUUUUGCAAAUUAAAUUAGUAUUUGCUUCCCAAUUUUUGCAAAUUAGGAUUGUUUUAAAUUUCGAAAAAAAUAUAUUUUUUAUAAAAUUUAUAUAUAAAUUUUUUUUUAAAAAAAAAAAUUAACCCCCCUCCGUGAGUGAACAAAAUUUUUUUGUUCGCUCACGGAGGGGGGGGGGGGAGUUAGACAAAGCAAAUUCUCAAUCAAAGCCACGCAAAAAAGCCAAAAGAUCAGUAAGCCAAUCGAUCAAUUUUAGAACUCUAGCAGGCCAGUUAUUUACAAUCCAAGCUGAGGAAAAUGAUAAUAUUGCCCAAGUAAAAAACAAAAUUUUUGAACAAGAAGGAUUCCUACAAGCUCAACAAGUGCUAGUUUUUGAUGGAAAGCAAUUAGCUGAUGAGGAAAUAGUGUCGGAUAUAAAUUUAAAGGAUGAUAGCAUAAUAUAUUUUGCCUUGAAUCCUUAUAAUGGCUCUAUCAAAAAUCAAGGAUCUGAAAAUUUUGUUAUUUAUGUUAAAACCUUAUCAGGGGCUACGUUUGAAAUAACCGCUAAUCCAAAUGAUACUGUGGAAAUUUUGAAAGCAAAAAUCCAAGAGAUUGAAGGGAUUAGUCCAUGUCUCCAAAGGCUGAUGUUUCAAGGCAAGCAACUGGUAGAUGGACCUAUUUUAGCCGAUUUUGGCUUGAGCAAUGAAAGCACAAUUUUUCUCAUUUUGAGAUUGGCCGGGUGCUAG
Molecule: messenger RNA, 1925 nt
Organism: Blepharisma stoltei
Lineage: Eukaryota; Ciliophora; Heterotrichea; Heterotrichida; Blepharismidae
Source: the annotation of a GenBank genome assembly